Molecule: messenger RNA, 3009 nt
Organism: Lodderomyces parapsilosis
Lineage: Eukaryota; Fungi; Ascomycota; Pichiomycetes; Serinales; Debaryomycetaceae
Gene: CHS2
Product: chitin synthase I
Exons: 1
Coding region: 1-3009 (1002 amino acids)
Cellular component (GO): cell septum; cell periphery
Molecular function (GO): chitin synthase activity
Source: RefSeq, a predicted model, not a curated record
AUGAGUUAUCAUAGAACAAAUGGUGAUCCAAACCACUUACACCCAAAUUACAACAACAACACUAGCUCAAACCUAUAUCGAAUGCCAUCGGAUGACUAUGAUGAUGACGAUGCUGCUGCUGAUAAUCUGUCAUUGGAGUUUUUGGAUCAUAAUGUUAGCCACAUGAGUACUACACCACUAACCCAAGGAGUUUACACCAACCAUCAUCAUCACCGUAAUAUGUCAUCGUCAAACUCUAUAAACUUCAAUGAUUCAGUACCGCCUCCUAUUUAUCAGCAGAAUUUAUCAACUUCGUCUUUACACCAUGACACAAGCUACUAUAAUCAACCCAUUUUCAAUGCACCACCACAAGUGCAAGUACCAGGUGACCCGUUUCAUGAAGAUUACGAGAUGCAAUAUCAAGGGUACGACAACAACUACAAUCACGCAUUUGUUCCCCAUGUAUACUCUGAUGAUGAUCAAGAAGAAAGAGAGUUUGAUCAAAGAAUACAGUAUAAUCAAUUUGAAGGUGAUCAUUAUGAUUUAGCCACUGCCAGUUAUGUUGAUGAUGAUGUCCAACCAGAGUUUGUUCCUGUUGAGAACUUAAUUGAUGAAGAAGAGGAGAUGGUACCCGAUAGUCCAUUUGGUGACAAUGUCCAAUUUGAACAACCACCAGACCAAGAAGAAGUUAGAGCCAAGAAACCAAUUAGAGCAUCGGGUAUCAACGGUCACUUAGUACUUGACUGUCCAGUUGCUGGUGAGUUGUUGUCCAAGUUCCCUGAUUACAACGCGGAUGAAAAAGAUGGUGGGUUAUCGCGAGAGUUUGCAUUUAUGAGAUAUACAGCAGUCACUUGUGGUCCAUCAAAUUUUUAUCGUGAUGCAUAUAUUCUUAGACCAGUACACUAUCCUAUCCCCAGACAAACGGAAAUGAUGAUUGUAAUCACAAUGUAUAAUGAAGAUGAUGUAUUACUAGGAAGAACUUUGAAAGGUGUUUUCAAAAAUAUCAAAUAUCUUGAAUCUAAAUCAAGAUCUUCAACUUGGGGUAAAGAUUCUUGGAAAAAAAUUGUUGUUUGCAUUGUUAGUGAUGGAAGAACCAAAAUUAAUGAACGUGCUCAGGCAUUGUUGGCAGGGUUGGGAGUUUAUCAAGAAGGAUUGGCCAAGAGUAGAGUUGAUGACAAGAAAGUGCAAGCUCACAUGUAUGAAUACACUACUAGAGUUGGAAUCAGUUCAGUUUCUGAUGAUGUUGUCAAACUCACAACCGAAAAAAUUGUCCCUGUACAAAUGCUAUUUUGUCUAAAAGAAACCAAUGCUAAAAAGAUUAAUUCACAUCGUUGGUGUUUUCAAGCAAUUGGACAAGUAUUGGACCCUAAGAUUGUAGUACUAUUGGAUUGUGGUACUCAACCAACGGGGAAAUCACUUUACAAAUUGUGGAAAGAAUUUGAUAAUGAUCAUCGAGUUGCUGGUGCAUGUGGGGAAAUCAUUGCUUCAUUGAAAAAGAGACAAAUUGUCACCAACCCCUUAGUGUAUGGUCAAAACUUUGAAUACAAGAUUUCAAACAUUUUGGAUAAGCCAACCGAAUCUUCAUUUGGAUUUAUAUCGGUGUUACCUGGUGCCUUUUCCGCCUAUAGAAAUAUUGCUUUACAAAACGAUAUCAAUGGUAGGGGACCCUUGGAAAAAUACUUCAAGGGAGAGUUUUUACAUUCCUCGGGUGAAUUAGAUCCUCAAGAUGAUGAAUACGAAAUGAAACGAACUUUACUUAAAGAAGAGGCAGGUAUCUUUACUUCAAAUAUGUACUUGGCUGAAGAUCGAAUCUUGUGUUUUGAAUUGGUGGCAAAACAAGGAUGUAAUUGGGUGUUGCGAUAUUGUAAAUCUGCAAGAGCCGAAACUGAUGUUCCUGAACGAUUAGCUGAAUUCAUCUUGCAAAGGAGAAGAUGGCUUAAUGGAUCUUUCUUCGCUGCCAUUUACUCAUUGGUGCAUUUUUUCAAAGUUUGGAAAAGCUCCCAUUCUUUUAGUCGCAAAAUAUUCUUGCAUGUGGAGUUUUUUUAUCAAUUGAUUAAUUUGGUCGUGUCGUGGUUCUCCAUUGGUUCUUACUUUUUGGUUUUUCGAAUCUUGACGACAUCAUUAUCCAACUCAGAUUUGAAUUUUGCUCCGGGCAAUGUGCUUUCAGUGAUUUUCCUUUGGUUGUAUCUCGCGUCAAUUGUAACGACAUUUGUCCUUAGUUUUGGUAAUAAACCCAAGGGUACUGAACGAUUUUAUAUUGUCAUUGUGAUUUUCUUUGCUAUAUUGAUGGCAUAUAUGAUUUUCGCUGCGAUUUUCCUUGCUGUUCAUUCAAUCACCCAAAUUUAUAAAGAACAAUCGUUUUCAGUGCUGUUGUUUUUUGAAAAUGCUCAAUUUAGGGACUUGAUUGUGGCAACUGCAUCAACUUAUGCCUUAUAUUUCCUUGCAUCAUUCUUGUACUUUGAACCAUGGCACAUGUUUACUUCAUUUAUUCAAUAUUUGCUCCUAUCGCCAUCUUAUAUCAAUGUCCUCAAUAUUUAUGCAUUUUGCAACAUUGAUGAUGUGUCUUGGGGCACCAAGGGAGAUGUUGGUGGCAAGUCACUUGGUGAAGCAAAAUUACGUGAAGAUGGUACUUUUGACGUUAGUGUGCCCAUCCUCAAGGAGGAAAUCAAUCAAUCUUACCUUAACCAAUUGGAAAAAAUUAGAGAUCCAGCACCACCGCCGGAGAAACACGUUGAAGUCAACACUGAAGAUUAUUAUGCAUUUAUCAGAUCAAUGACGGUACUCAUUUGGAUGAUUUCCAAUUUCGUCAUCAUUGCCGUAGUGUUGGAGACUGGCGGUUUUAAUCAAUUAGAUGGCACGGCUGACGAUGGCACAGAUACUACUACAAAGACUACACGACUGGAAAUUUUCUUGACGGUGAUUUUGUGGACGGUUGCUUUUAUGGCAUUGUUUAGGUUCCUUGGAUGUAUUUAUUACUUGAUUAGUCGAUUAGGAAGAAGAAUGAGACGCAGUGAACAUGCAACUAAAUAG